This is a messenger RNA of Camellia sinensis, 1419 nucleotides long. RefSeq names its product putative CCR4-associated factor 1 homolog 7. Gene Ontology annotation, cellular component: CCR4-NOT complex. The record is from RefSeq and is a predicted model, not a curated record. Gene Ontology annotation, molecular function: nucleic acid binding; poly(A)-specific ribonuclease activity. Lineage: Eukaryota; Viridiplantae; Streptophyta; Magnoliopsida; Ericales; Theaceae.
UGAGGUAAGGGCCGCAACCGCGUCAUCAUCGAACCACUCACAUCCCUCUCCCUCUCUCAUAUUCCAUCUUCUAAAAGCUUCUGUCUACCUCUCAUGAUGUAUUUACAUUUGACACCCAUUUUUGACAUUUCUCAUACAUACCCCAAUCCCACCCUCUUCAGCCGCCUUGUGUUACCCCCACAUUCAAACCCUAACUUUGGAUCUCUCUUUCUAAUCUCUACCUCGUCUCUUCCAUGUCCAUACGUUCGAUUCAUUCAACGAUCGAUCUGACUAUCGAACCCCCAAUCUCUUGAUCAUCUCUAUUCCUGAUCUGGUUCGGAUCAGGAAGUUUCAUAAUAGAUCCGUUACGUUUUCGAUCUUCUAUAUUCGUUGACCUAACGGAUUUGAUUUUUUUAAAGUUUUGUUUUUUGAUCGAUUUUAUGUACCUGAGAAAUGUCGGUUUUGCCCAAAAGCGAUUCGAUUCAAAUUCGUGACGUUUGGAAUGACAAUCUGGAGGAAGAGUUCGGUUUGAUUCGCGAAUUGGUCGACGAUUUUCCGUAUAUUGCGAUGGAUACAGAAUUUCCAGGAAUUGUUCUUCGUCCGUUGGGUAAUUUUAAGAACAAUAACGAUUAUCAUUACCAGACUUUGAAAGAUAAUGUAGAUAUGUUGAAAUUGAUUCAAUUAGGCCUUACGUUUUCGGAUGAGGAAGGUAAUUUACCCACCUGUGGCGAUGGAAAGUAUUGCAUUUGGCAGUUCAAUUUUCGCGAAUUUAAUGUUAAUGAAGAUGUUUUUGCAAAUGAUUCCAUCGAGCUCUUGCGCCAGAGCGGGAUUGAUUUCAAAAAAAACAAUGAAAAGGGUAUUGAUGCACAGCUGUUCGGAGAGCUUUUGAUGUCAUCAGGGAUUGUUUUGAAUGAUAAUGUUUAUUGGGUAACAUUCCAUAGUGGGUAUGAUUUUGGGUACUUGCUCAAGCUAUUGACAUGUCAUGAUUUACCCGAAACACAAGCUGGGUUCUUUGCUCUGAUCGACAUGUACUUUCCAGUCGUUUAUGACAUCAAGCAUCUUAUGAAGUUUUGCAAUAGCCUUCAUGGUGGAUUGAACAAGCUUGCGGAGCUGUUGGAAGUUGAGAGAGUUGGUGUUUGUCACCAGGCCGGUUCAGAUAGUUUGCUCACAGCUUGCACAUUCAGGAAGUUGAAAGAGAAUUUCUUUAGCGGCUCACUUGAGAAGUAUGCUGGUGUUUUGUAUGGUCUAGGUGUUGAAAAUGGACAGAAUACUCAUUGAAAAAAUAUAAAAAAUAAAUAAAAAUUAAAGAGAUUAAGGAUAGCUUUUAUUGAGCUAUGUAUGUAUGUAUGUGCAUGAUUACAACCACAAUUCUAUGUACACUUUUGGUAAUGAUGUUUCUUAAUUAAGAAUCUCCCUUAUGAUAGUUUGUUUAUUAGUGUU